CCGCCCUCACCUCGGCGGCGACCCCUCCUCGCGGACCUCGGCGCAGGAUCACGGGUGGUAAUGCGUGGGGCACUAAGCCUCGGAACCCAUUGGCAGGGAUAGCCCAAGGGAGCCCUCAACGCUGCAACCCCUGCGUCCUCUCGGAUCCUCGUUCCGCCGCCGCCGCCGCCAGUCCCUCUGACUGAGACCUCGGCUCUGGAGUUCCUGCCCAGCACACCCUCAACCCAGAGCCAGAGCCCCCACAGUGCCAGCCCCUCCUUCAACCAGGCAGAAUGGUCAAGGAGAAGACACACAUCAACAUUGUGGUCAUUGGCCAUGUGGACUCAGGCAAGUCCACCACAACAGGCCAUCUCAUUUACAAAUGCGGGGGCAUCGACAAAAGGACCAUCGAGAAGUUUGAGAAGGAGGCAGCAGAGAUGGGGAAGGGGUCCUUUAAAUAUGCCUGGGUGCUGGACAAGCUGAAGGCAGAGAGGGAGCGUGGCAUCACCAUCGACAUCUCCCUCUGGAAGUUCGAGACCACCAAGUACUACAUUACCAUCAUUGAUGCCCCAGGCCACCGGGACUUCAUCAAGAACAUGAUCACUGGCACAUCUCAGGCGGACUGUGCGGUGCUGAUCGUGGCAGCGGGUGUGGGUGAGUUUGAGGCGGGCAUCUCCAAGAACGGGCAAACCCGGGAACAUGCCCUCCUGGCCUAUACUCUGGGCGUAAAGCAGCUCAUUGUGGGUGUUAACAAGAUGGACUCCACGGAACCAGCCUACAGUGAGAAGCGCUAUGAUGAGAUUGUCAAGGAGGUCAGCGCCUACAUCAAGAAGAUUGGCUACAACCCAGCCACAGUGCCCUUUGUGCCCAUCUCAGGCUGGCAUGGGGACAACAUGCUGGAGCCCUCACCCAAUAUGCCAUGGUUCAAGGGCUGGAAAGUAGAGCGCAAGGAAGGAAAUGCAAGUGGCGUGUCCCUGCUAGAAGCCCUGGACACAAUCCUGCCCCCAACCCGCCCCACUGACAAGCCCCUUCGCCUCCCACUGCAGGACGUGUACAAGAUUGGUGGCAUUGGGACUGUGCCUGUGGGCCGAGUGGAGACUGGUAUCCUUCGGCCUGGUAUGGUGGUGACCUUUGCACCAGUAAACAUCACCACAGAGGUGAAGUCUGUGGAAAUGCACCACGAGGCGCUCAGCGAGGCCCUGCCUGGUGACAAUGUGGGCUUCAAUGUGAAGAAUGUGUCCGUCAAGGAUAUUCGCCGGGGCAAUGUCUGUGGGGACAGCAAAUCUGACCCACCUCAGGAGGCUGCCCAGUUCACCUCCCAGGUCAUCAUCCUGAACCACCCUGGGCAAAUCAGCGCUGGCUACUCACCAGUUAUCGACUGUCACACAGCCCACAUUGCCUGCAAGUUUGCGGAGCUGAAGGAGAAGAUUGACCGGCGUUCUGGCAAGAAGCUGGAGGACAAUCCCAAGUCUCUGAAGUCUGGUGAUGCAGCCAUUGUUGAGAUGGUCCCCGGAAAGCCCAUGUGUGUGGAGAGUUUCUCACAGUACCCACCUCUCGGCCGCUUCGCCGUGCGCGAUAUGCGGCAGACUGUGGCCGUGGGCGUCAUCAAGAACGUGGAGAAGAAGAGCGGCGGCGCUGGCAAGGUCACCAAGUCCGCACAGAAGGCGCAGAAAGCGGGCAAGUGAA
This is a messenger RNA of Cricetulus griseus (Chinese hamster), 1665 nucleotides long. The record is from RefSeq and is a predicted model, not a curated record. NCBI's taxonomy places the organism in Eukaryota, Metazoa, Chordata, Mammalia, Rodentia, Cricetidae.